Molecule: messenger RNA, 932 nt
Organism: Lathyrus oleraceus (garden pea)
Lineage: Eukaryota; Viridiplantae; Streptophyta; Magnoliopsida; Fabales; Fabaceae
Exons: 1
Coding region: 261-692 (143 amino acids)
Source: RefSeq, a predicted model, not a curated record
AUAGAAAUAACACCACAUCAAGCCAGCAGGUUCAUCUGUUGUCAUUUCUAUAUUUUCUUCUUUCAAUUCCUUCUUUUAAUCUCUCCCAACCAUUUUUUCCAUUUCAAAUUACUCAUAUACCUUUCUCCUCUUCCAACCCAUUAUGGUCUAGACGCUCAAAUGCUUCGCCGGCGUCCUUGCACGCCUCCGUUCCCACCACCUCUCUAGUUUCCUUCUCCAUCUCUCUCUCUCUCUUCCCCGUCUCCUUUUUCCCCAACUUAAUGAUCCGCCAGCAACAACUUCCUAAUGGCCGUCGCCGCGCCGGAGAAGUCGCCGGCAACGUGACGGCGGAUUGCGCUGCAGUGUGCUGCUGCGUUCCUUGCGCGAUAAUGGACAUGGUGGCGCUCGCUGCGUACAAAGUUCCCGCUUGUUUGUGGAAGAAAGCGGUGAAAAAGAAGAGGAAGAAACGGUUGCUGAAAAAUAAGAAGAACGAAGCGGCACUGUUGGAUCAUAACAAACCUGGCGGGCCUGGGCUUGGCCCUGAAACGGUUACUGUCGGGCCCACGUUGGAAGAGCAUUUGGCGAAGGAAGAGUUGCCGGGGGAUGUUAAAUUGGAAGAAGAGAUGUGGGCCCGGUUCAGCGGAAGCGGUUUUUGGAGGAGUGACUCUAAGCGACAAGAACCGGAACUGCAAACCGGGGAAAAGGACCGUUAGUACUUUUUUUAAUAAUUGAAAGAGGGAUUGUAACUUCUGUAAUGCGAAAUUUAUAUUCAGAUUUCAGAUACAGGUGCUGAAAUUAAAAAACAAUUCAAUGCUUUGUUACUUUUUGUGGAUUGUGAUGUUGAGAGGGAAUCAUUUAUGUGUUUUAAGGGUAAGAUAGUAAUGAAUAUGCUUCAAUUUUACAUAUAUCUUCUAACUAAAAUAAGAAAUUGGGUUUGGUGCUGUCAUGAAUUA